UUCGCCUCCUCCGCCUCCUCCGCCUCCUCCGCCUCUCUCUCUCCGGUCUGUAACCUUCUUCUCGCUUCUCACAAAUUUGUCCUGUCAAAGCUGUAAUCCAUGGUUUCCGAUGGCUAUCCUUGUUUGUAUCUGGAUCAGAAGUCGUUUAUCGACCGUGGUUAAGCUUUUAUCCACAAUAUCGCGCUGUUCGAAGCUCUCAAAUCCAACCCUAGACUAUAGUAAUUACAUUUAUGCUUACAAAAUACCUGAAUUUCUGACCUAAACUCGCAAAUUUCAUUAUCCAAAACCUAACCCUAUCUCGUUUCUGCUAGCCGAUUAUACUCAACUGCCGCUGAUUUCGCGAUGUUAGUUCACAAACCUAAUUCCAGAAUGCCUUAGUGGAAGAACAGAGAGGUCAACAACACUAUAAGACAAAGUCCAGAUUUAGAUUUUAAAACAUUGCAGAAGCCCAAUACAAAACAAAAAACACACAAAAUAGAGUAUCCCAGACGACGUACGAACAUUUCUCCACGGUCAUCUGCGCCUCACGCCCUCCGGCCUCCAUCCUCGGCGGCUGGCGACACUCUGGUCAGGCGGUCACUCCUCACGCCCUCCGCCCUGCCCUGUCUCUUCAGUCCUCACAUCUUCAUCCUCGCCCCUCAGUCACUCAGCCAGUAAGGUGUCAGCCCUCUGCGGCUCUUCUUCACAUAGUCGCUAUAACUCCAACUCUCAAGCUGAAAUCUCAGAAUCUCUACCACGAUGGUGAAGUCUAAAGCUCAAUCAAAGAAGCAGCAAAAGCGCGGCGUUGAUUUCAAAAAAAUAAGAAGAAAAGUUGGUCAAAAAUUGCCCCCGCCAAAGAACUCUACUAACACGGAAAUCAAAUCCAAAGCGAUUGUUCUUCCCGAGCAGAGUGUAGCUUUUGAGAAGGCAGGUUUAGCUGUGAGUAAGAAAGGGUUAACCCUGAAGGAGCUUCUUCAGCAAACAAGUCAUCACAAUGCUAGAGUCCGUAAAGAUGCAUUGGUUGGAAUCAAGGAUAUAUUUCUUAAAUACCCAGUUGAACUGAAGCUGCACAAACUUGCUGUUAUAGAGAAACUGCGUGAACGGAUUAGUGAUGAUGAUAAGUUGGUUCGUGAAACACUAUAUCAACUCUUCAAGUCAGUGAUUUUUCCUGGCUGUGUAGAGGAUGGCAAGGGGCCAUUUAUAUCCUUGAUAAUGGUGUACAUAUUCAGCGCAAUGACAAAUUUAGCAAUUGAAGUGCGAUUAAUGGCUUUCAAAUUUCUUGACCUUGUCAUCCAGAAUUAUCCAUCUACAUUUUCCAUGUACGCAGAAAAGAUUCUCCAAAAUUACGGAGAUAUUUUGCAGAAAAACAAAUUUUUCCUGCAAGAUAAGGGAAAGAUAAAGACUGGUCUUUCUGGGUUGGUUCGUUGUUUAUCAUUGUUACCAUUCAAAAAUAGGAGUGCUGGUGACUUGUCAGAUAAGAAGGAUAUUCCUGUUCAAGUGACAUUGCACGCUUUUGUUCCUGACAUUUCAAGUGAUUCCUCUGGGCUUUCUAGUUCUGGUGUUGUGGAGAAAUUGAAGAAUCUCUUACCUGCUCUCGUUAGUUGUUUCCAGGAUCCCUUGGUUCAUAACAUGCCCCAAAUGGACACACAGUCCUAUGAUUGUAUGCUACUUAUACUUCGAAACAUAGAUCUUCUAGUCAGAUUCUUUAUUCUUGAAUCUCCUUACCAUCACACACAUGUUAACAUAUCUGAUCAAAGAAUUUCACUGCUGGCACUCAAAAAGCAUUGGGAUGAGUUUCCUUUCAAUCCAACUCAUGACCUCUCAAAGAAGGAAAAUGAUCGUUAUUUCAAGUUGAAUAUUGUAAUUACAGAAAUAUUUUUGAAGAUAAGUCAUUGGGACCACCCUCCCCCUGCAUUGAUGGAGAAAUUCCUUGAGUUCAUUGAAAUUUCACUUUCUGAAAAGAUUUGCCACCACAUGGAGUCUAGUAAGGUGAUUCAUGAAAAGCAAUUGCUUGCAUUGGUGUCAUUCACCCCAGAACUUAUUAUGCGAGUUUCUGGUUUUUGGAAGUCUCGCAUUCUUGAGGCUUUUACUAAGGCUUUCAAAAGUUGCAGCCCGGAGUCUUUGAUGAAAUUAGCUUGCCUUUCUGCAAUUGAAGAAAUGAUGUUCUCUGAACAUGAUUGGCUUUACCUGGAUACAAGUGAUCCAGAACUGCUACAUUAUCAGAUUACUUGGAUAAGGGAGCUUCCUUCUCUGCUAAUUGUUUUAGGUGAUAAACAUCCACUCUCUUCUAAGACUGUGUUGCGUCUUCAACUUCGCAUAGGACAAACGGCUGAGUUUGACUCCCCAUUUGCAAAGGAAUAUGAUGAGAUGCAGUACAUACUACGAGGUUUUUAUAGCACAACUUGCAAUGAAGGAGGCGUAAGCUAUGGCCCUUUCAUGACGCUUUCUAGAGAUAUUCAAGAACUUUCCCUCUGCUGCCUAUAUUACUUCUCUAUCUUGGACUCAACAAUACUUCAGUCAUUGGUUUCAUGUUGCCUGUCUCAUGAACUUGAACCAUGUUUAGUUCUUCGUAUUUUAGAAGUUCUGCACACAGCCUAUAAAGCAGGACACAUCCAGAUUGCAGAUUACAUUAGUUUUCUGAUCACUUUGGUUUCACGUCUCCAUGCUUAUCCUGAUAAUCAUGAGGGGAAAUCAAUCCGUGUAUCCUUUCGGUCGCUUACUAGUGCAGUUUGUUCUUGUUUGUCACAGAUUGGUGAUAACUGUUUUAUUUUCCAGAUGGUGGAAAGAGUAAUUACUGAUCAGAUUUUUCUUAGCCCACUAGUAGAUAACAUGAAUGCUCUUCUAAGGAUACUUACUGCAAUAGACACCGCACCAACAAAACUUUCAGAACCGAGCAUCGACAAACUCAGCCGUGUCCUUCCAAAAUAUUUACUAGAUGUUGCAUCUGAUCUUCCUGGAGAAGUUAAUGAGCAGAAUUCCAGCUUGAGUUUAAAGAGAAGUCAGUAUUAUCUUCUUCCUUGCUUCUUCCUAUUUCAAAGGAGCAACAGGCUAUUAAGUAAAGUGUUGAAAGAGAUGGGAUCAGUAUUGGCUGAAAAUCAUUCGCCCCCGUUGUCUUACCAUCACGAAUUUCCACAAAUCAACCACAAGAGCACUCUCGUGGCAAGCGUGUCCGUUCUCCUGCUUUUGCACAGCGAUAUUAAAAUGAGGCGAGUUUUCUCGUCAUGCAAGCCGGAAAUCAACAGUAUUCUAGAAUACAUGGUCGCUCUUCUGGCUUCAGAGGGCAAUAACAUGACUAUAGACGAAAGGCAUGAGGUACAAAGAGCUUGUGAUAGGCUUACAACUGCGACUACUACUCUUCUAGCUUAGUAUUUGGCUUAAUUACACUAAAUGGAUAUUUCAUUUCUUAUGUAGUAUAUUAUUCUUUUUUUUUUUUCAGUUUUAUUUAAAA
Molecule: messenger RNA, 3427 nt
Organism: Ipomoea nil (Japanese morning glory)
Lineage: Eukaryota; Viridiplantae; Streptophyta; Magnoliopsida; Solanales; Convolvulaceae
Exons: 22
Coding region: 739-3345 (868 amino acids)
Cellular component (GO): nucleus
Source: RefSeq, a predicted model, not a curated record